Messenger RNA from Lepus europaeus (European hare), 2145 nucleotides. RefSeq names its product asparaginyl-tRNA synthetase 2, mitochondrial (gene NARS2). Gene Ontology annotation, molecular function: nucleic acid binding; ATP binding; asparagine-tRNA ligase activity. The record is from RefSeq and is a predicted model, not a curated record. Gene Ontology annotation, cellular component: mitochondrion. The coding region runs from base 275 to 1741 and encodes 488 amino acids. The transcript has 14 exons. Gene Ontology annotation, biological process: asparaginyl-tRNA aminoacylation. NCBI's taxonomy places the organism in Eukaryota, Metazoa, Chordata, Mammalia, Lagomorpha, Leporidae.
GUGCUGCGUGUGUUGGGGGCGUAGGUUUAGAAUUAGUGCGGGACUGUGGAGCCCUGUGCCGCCCUCAGCGCGUGGUGUCUUGACAUUGCCGGCUGUGCCUUGUUUUCCGCCUUGUUGGGAAGAGGAAAGCCGAGGAGAGGCUCUGUGGGGGUCGAGCUGGGGGCUCGGAAGGAGGAAGCGUAGCCGAGGGCUCUAGAGCGCCCGAAGGCCGGGUAGCGGCGGCGAAGAGGGGAGCAGCCGACAAGGGAGGCCCCCGGACUGGGGCGGCCCCGCGAUGCUGCGGACCCGGUGCCUGCUCCGAGCCCUGCGCUUCUGUUCCUCGGCUCCCUGCCCGAGGCACAAGCCCUCCGGCACAUUGAGCGUGCGGGACGCACUGAGGGCCCAGCACACGAGUGGGGAGCGCGUUAAGGUCCAGGGGUGGAUUCGUUCAGUCCGAUCCCAAAAAGAGGUCUUGUUUCUGCAUAUAAAUGAUGGGUCAUCUUUAGAAAGUCUUCAAAUUGUUGCAGAUGCAAGCUUUGAUUGUAGAGAAUUGGCUUUUGGGAGUUCUGUGGAAGUCCAAGGACAGCUGGUAAAAAGCCCUUCCAAAAGGCAAAAUGUGGAACUGAAGGCAGAAAACAUCACAGUUAUUGGAAAUUGUGAUGCCAAGGCUUUCCCUAUCAAAUAUAAAGAGAGGCAUCCUCUGGAGUACUUGAGGCAAUACCCUCACCUGAGGUGUAGGACUAAUGUUCUGGGUUCCAUACUGAGAGUUCGCAGUGAAGCCACAGCUGCUAUUCAUUCCUUCUUUAAGGACCGAGGAUUUGUGCAUAUUCAUACCCCAGUAAUCACAUCCAAUGACUGUGAGGGGGCUGGAGAACUUUUUCAAGUUGAACCUUCAAGCAAAAUAAAGGCACCUGAGGGGAAUUUCUUCGAUGUUCCUGCUUUCUUAACUGUUUCUGGACAACUUCAUCUAGAAGUGAUGUCAGGCGCUUUCACUCAGGUGUUCACCUUUGGCCCAACAUUCCGAGCUGAGAAUUCUCAGAGCCGGAGACACCUGGCAGAGUUCUAUAUGGUGGAAGCAGAGAUUUCUUUUAUUGAGAAUCUUCAAGAUCUCACACAGAUUAUGGAGGACCUCUUUAAGUCUACAACAAUGAUGGUGCUCUCAAACUGUCCUGAAGAUGUUGAACUCUGUCACAAAUUCUUAGCACCUGGCCAAAAGGACAGAUUAGAACAUAUGCUAAAAAACAACUUCUUAAUAAUUUCUUAUACCGAAGCAGUGGAAAUCUUAAAGAAAGCAUCCCAGAAUUUUACCUUCACCCCAGAGGUACUAAUGUGUGUGGGCAUGGGGGCUGAAAAUUGGGGUGCAGAUCUGCAAACUGAACAUGAGAAGUACCUGGUGGAGCACUGUGGCAACAUACCUGUCUUCGUCAUCAAUUACCCGUUGGCACUCAAGCCUUUCUACAUGAGGGAUAAUGAAGAUGGCCCUCAGCACACAGUUGCUGCUGUUGAUCUUCUGGUUCCUAGAGUUGGGGAACUCUUUGGAGGAAGCCUCAGAGAGGAACGGUACCAUUUCUUAGAGCAGCAGUUGGCCAGAUCAGGCCUUACAGAAGCCUACCAGUGGUAUCUGGACCUUCGUCGAUUUGGAUCUGUGCCACAUGGAGGUUUUGGGAUGGGAUUUGAACGCUACCUGCAGUGCAUCUUGGGAGUUGACAAUAUCAAAGACGUUAUCCCCUUUCCAAGAUUUACUCACUCAUGCCUUUUGUAGCUGGGAGAUUAGUUAAGGAAAAGCACCGCACGGCCAACUCACCACACAUGAAGACAGGAGAAUGUGUGUUGUGGGGUUUUUGGGAUGUAGAUUUCAACAUAUCUCUGUAAGAAAUAACAUGAAAAAUAUAUGUAAUCAUGAUUUUCUUAGCAAGUCAAGCACAUUUCAUGGAAAGAUAAACUCCCUCAAGAAGAGAUAUUUAUAGCAAGUGAACCCUCAAAUCUGUUACCUUCGUUAAGAGGAAAUUGAGAAGCUGAACUAGAUCAUCUCAAAUAUUCUUUCAAAUUCUAAGACAGAAUGGGAGUCUUUUACCUUGUGACCACUUUUUUUUUACAUUAGAUCACUUGCCUAUGUAACUUUUGAGAUCCAACUAGUAAAUAAAAUUAAAUGUUGUAUUUUUUUCU